Opisthorchis viverrini is the source of this 2400-nucleotide messenger RNA. RefSeq lists its product as hypothetical. Bases 1 to 2400 code for a protein of 799 amino acids. The record is from RefSeq and is a predicted model, not a curated record. Lineage: Eukaryota; Metazoa; Platyhelminthes; Trematoda; Opisthorchiida; Opisthorchiidae. Gene Ontology annotation, molecular function: protein binding. The transcript has 12 exons.
AUGAAUGGGACGCCACUUGCUGCCUUAGACAGCACGACGGUCAGUCCCAUGGUUCAGAAUAUUUCGGUCGCUCUUCUUACAGGACAAGCGGCUGCAGAACAUCUUGCUUCCAAAGCUGGCUUUCGUCUACCGGACUACACAGAAUCUUUGGUUGUGACCCUUCUGUCUUAUACUCCACCAAGUACACCGGAACUAGGUCUGUAUGCGGCCCACGUGGAGAAUACUCAAGGUUGCACUACAUGCUACCUUCGAGUGCAAAAUUACUCCGUUCCAGAAGCUCCUUCGUCGGUGCACCUGAUAAACAUCACAGAUGAUCGCAUACUACUGUCUUGGAUCGCAGGCUAUCAUGGUGGCUAUUCGCAAAAGCUUAUGGUUCGAUCGAUCAAAGACCAGGAUCCCCAUUCACAAAGUGGAGGAAGGACAGUCGUAAUUCCAGAUGUACCCUCUUUUCCAGAGCGACAACAAUGCUGGUUCACAGGAUUGCGGCCAGGAAGCACCUACUAUCUUACUCUUUACGGUGAGAAUAAACUUGGUGCUGGGCCAUCUUCCGAGGUGAUCAAGGUCAAAACAAUGGAUUUACAGUUCCCAAAAAUUAUCGGAUACGAACUCAACUCGGACAGGAUUGAGCUGCAAUUCCAAGAUGACACGACUCUACCCAACAGUUUUUGUAUUCAAGUGGAGGAAAUCCGCACUUCGUCAUUUGCCUCGCCUUCUCUGAUCUAUGACACCUGUCCGAAAGUUUCUAUCACAACUGCUAGCAGUGAGCUGUUCGCGAUUGAAUACUGUGAAAACGGAUUGUCAAUGACAAACGGUCACGCUACAAACCGAAGUAAUGUAAUGCUUGGUAGCUCGGCAGUUAGCGACCCAACCCAGGCUAUGCCAGACCAUCGACUGGAUAUCGUACUCAACGCGUCAACAGCGAAUUCUGAUGGGACUGUUCUGAUACCGGUAGAAGGCAACCAGGGUGCAAUAUCGAAUGAGGAGAGCACCGAUAUUCCCACUGUGCUCAAAUAUCGGCUGCGCUUUUGCUAUGUGAAAGCCCCGCAUGAAUGCUCGGACUACGUUAGUUUAAACAAGGUUAAUAGGAAGUUGCUCAAUUACUAUAAAAAUGAUUUGGAACGCAAACGUCAGACAAAAAUUUGCCUAAUGAACCUACGUGAGACAUGCCAUGGUACUCUGGGACUGAAAUUGGUCGACGGCAUUCUGUACAAUGGGCACCCUUUCAUCACUCAGAAACUUUCUUCCUUUGCUAGGAAAAUCCAAUACAGAUCCAGUGGACUCGAAUUUCGCAAUCAAGCGUGUAAUGGGCGACACAGUGAAAGGAUCUUUGAUGAGACCAUGUUUGGUUUUAUAAGCACGAAGUGCAACGGUGGCGCUUUCACCAAGGGAAGAAUGGAGUUUCACAAUUUAAAUGUACAAUCCAGUCCUACAAGCUCAAAGUUUCCCAUCCUAUGGAUUUGCCUCAAUGCAACCGUUUUUCCUGCCGUUGGACUGCUGAUUGUUUGUCUCUGGCAUGCUCACAGAAGACGCCAAACUGCUGGCAAUCAAGUAUGGAUCUCGAGAAAAUCAGAUCCGUUAAUUAAGCAUCGGGUGCAAAUACGGAAGUUUAACAAACCUCACUCUGAUGAUGAUCUCCGCAAAAGGAGGAGUAAAACCCAGGUUUUUAUCUGCACAUCGGUGGUAUUUUCAGCGGAAAUUUUGGACACAAAUAUUCACAAGAAAAUCACAAAAAAAUCAAAAAGAUGGAAGCCAGGGGGUUAUCAGUCUAGAUUUUACGGUUACUAUUUGCGACUGAAACAUGAGGCGGCCUGGUGCAGCACAUUCAGUUGCCUGAGAACAUCACGAACGAGAGAUUCAGCUGGGUUCCAGGUGAGUCUCUCGAAAAAACACCGAAUUAGUUUGCAAAUGAAUGUAUAUUCGAAAUUAGUUUUACUUUUGUCUGAUCACCGCAAACAGUGUCCUGCCUUCCGUCUUCUAGAAACACAAACUCUGCUGAUGGAAACUUCUGUGGAAUUCACUCAGUGUUUCUGUAAGUACUUCCGUCCAUCCUUGAGUUCACAUAUUCUGAAGAUAAAAACCCACUCUGUGUUUUACGGCUGUACACUCGUGGGAAAGCCUAAAAUUUGGGAGCGAACACUGGUUGCAAACGGAAAAUAUUCUCGGCAAAUACAAACCAAGAGCGUGAAUCGAUCGUCACAACCAGGACAGUUACUGGGUCGUCGUUCGAUGAGUCGGGCACACCAAUCACAUCGCUCAAGUGUGAACACGUUCGCCUGUUCAGACGUGAUAAUUCAGAUGCGUCCAACGUGUGUUGGUGGAGUAGUGGUUAUACGCUUGCCUCGCAUGUCAGAUGUCCGGGGUUCAAAUCCCCGAACGAUCAUUGAUGAUGAUGAGCUCUAA